Molecule: messenger RNA, 1424 nt
Organism: Humulus lupulus (European hop)
Lineage: Eukaryota; Viridiplantae; Streptophyta; Magnoliopsida; Rosales; Cannabaceae
Product: mitogen-activated protein kinase kinase kinase 18-like
Exons: 1
Coding region: 147-1391 (414 amino acids)
Biological process (GO): protein phosphorylation
Molecular function (GO): protein kinase activity; ATP binding
Source: RefSeq, a predicted model, not a curated record
UAAAAACUAACCAUUUUAGAAUUCUUAUACUAAAUACUCAUAUCACUUCCCCAUAUAUAAACCCCAUUUUAACCUACUCAGAUGACCAAGUAAAGCUUUCAAAAGUUCCAAACUUUAUUUUCUCUUUCUUUCCUAGACUCUCCCAAAUGGACUGGAGCAGAGGACACAUCAUCGGCCGAGGUUCUUCGGCCACAGUCUCCGUCGCCACCUCUGCCUGGUCCGGUCAAGUGUUCGCCGUCAAGUCAGCCGAGCUGUCCCACUCCAAAGCUUUGCAACAAGAACAGAGCGUUCUCUCUUCUCUUAUUAGUCCUCAUGUCGUGAGCUACAUUGGUCAAGACAUUACCACAGAAAACGAUAGGCCCAUGUACAAUCUCUUCCUCGAGUACAUGCCCGGAGGGUCUCUAACCGACGUCGUUUCUCGCCUCGGCGGGCGACUCGACGAAUUGUUGAUAGGACACUACACGCGGGAAAUCGUUCGGGGGUUAGAGUAUCUUCAUUCCCUUGAGAUAGUGCAUUGUGACAUUAAGGGUCGGAACAUCUUGAUCGGCGAAAAGGGUCCAAAAAUAGCUGAUUUUGGCUGCGCUAGACGGGUUAAUUCCGCUGGCCCGAUUGCCGGAACGCCAAUGUUUAUGGCACCGGAGGCGGCGCGUGGUGAACACCAGGGGUUCCCUAGUGAUAUUUGGUCUCUGGGGUGCACAAUUAUCGAGAUGGCAAGCGGAGGCUCGCCGUGGCCUGAUGGCAGUGACCCAAUUGCGAUUCUUUAUCGGAUUGCUUAUUCCGGCGAGUCACCGGAGAUUCCGAGUUUUCUUUCCGACGAAGCGAGGGAUUUCUUGGGAAGGUGUUUAAGGAGGAAUCCAGAGGAGAGGUGGACGGCGAGUCAGCUUUUAAAGCAUCCAUUUAUUGGAGAGUCGAAGCAAAACAACGAAUCGAAUAAUUCAAAAUCUAUCUCUCCAACAAGCAUUCUCGAUCACGAAAUAUGGAAUUCGUUAGAAGAUGAAUUGGAGAGUUUCAGUAAUUUCAGUAGUGUAUCGAACGUUGGAGAGUCGGCGGCUGAUAGGAUCAGACGGCUGUCAUCAGUGGGUCAAACGACAUGGAGUUUGGAACAGAACUGGAUCACGGUAAGAAGUAGUAAUGAUGAUGAAGAAGAAGAAGUUGAUAUGGUUGGUGGGUCAGGGGAAAGAGUCUCGGCUUCUUCAUUGAGCAGUUGUUGCGACUGUUCAAGUUUAUUAUUAGAGUUAAAUUUUAGUGAUAAAAACAGGGCAGACAUUCUUGAAGUCUUUCCUCAUAGAGAACAGACUAGUGUUGUUGUUGUUAAUUUCAACAAUCUCAUUCUUGAGAAUGAUAGACACAAGUUGUUACUUCCUUUUUGUUCAACAUUUUUGAAAUUAUAGAAAUUUAUCCAAAUCCCAUUUUUGUUUUUCUUU